Messenger RNA from Paramisgurnus dabryanus, 1662 nucleotides. NCBI's taxonomy places the organism in Eukaryota, Metazoa, Chordata, Actinopteri, Cypriniformes, Cobitidae. The record is from RefSeq and is a predicted model, not a curated record.
UCAGGGGGGCCUUGAAUGAGCAGAAUAAGGGUGUUAGUCCAAAGCAAGACCUCUGAUUUCGGCUCAGAAGACCGUGGUUCAAUUCCACGACCCCCUUAUGACACCCGUACACUUCAGCUUUAGCUCCGCCUUUGUCCUAGGGCUUAUGGGCCCUCACAUUCCACCGCACCCACCUUUUAUCAGCCCUGCUCUGCCUAGAGGGAAUGAUACUGUCACUAUUUAUUGCACUUGCCCUCUGGGCCCUACAAUUUGAAAUAACUGGAUUCUCCGCAGCACCUAUACUUCUUCUAGCAUUUUCUGCCUGUGAAGCCAGUGCAGGCCUGGCCCUACUUGUUGCCACAGCCCGAACCCAUGGAACCGACCGCCUCCAAAACCUUAACCUUCUACAAUGCUAAAAGUAUUAUUCCCCACAAUCAUGCUAUUUCCAACAGUCUGACUAUCAUCAGCCAAAUGACUAUGAACAUCAGCAACUGCCCACAGCCUAUUAAUUGCCCUGACCAGCAUAUUAUGACUGUGUUGGUCAUCUGAAACAGGAUGGUCUACCUCAAGUCUCUAUCUGGCCACAGACCCACUAUCUACCCCCUUGCUAGUUCUCACAUGCUGACUCCUCCCCCUAAUAAUUUUAGCUAGCCAGAAUCACAUCGCCCCUGAACCCAUUAACCGCCAACGACUCUAUAUUACCCUACUAGUAUUUUUACAGACCUUCCUAAUUAUAGCAUUCGGCGCCACAGAAAUUAUCAUAUUUUAUAUUAUAUUCGAAGCCACCCUCAUCCCCACCUUAGUAAUUAUUACCCGAUGGGGCAAUCAAACCGAGCGCCUAAAUGCAGGAACCUACUUUCUAUUCUAUACGCUAGCAGGGUCACUGCCGCUCUUAGUCGCACUCCUCCUUCUUCAACACUCAACUGGGACUCUCUCAAUGCUGAUCCUGCAAUACUCGCAGCCUCUAACUUUAGACUCCUGAGGCCAUAAAAUCUGAUGGGCCGGAUGUCUAAUUGCAUUUCUCGUAAAAAUGCCUGUUUAUGGUGUACACCUCUGACUACCUAAAGCCCACGUCGAGGCUCCCGUGGCAGGGUCUAUAGUUCUUGCUGCGGUCCUCCUAAAACUGGGGGGUUAUGGUAUGAUGCGGAUAAUAGUUAUGCUAGACCCACUUUCUAAAGAACUGGCAUACCCCUUUAUUAUUUUAGCCCUCUGAGGCAUUAUUAUGACAGGCUCAAUUUGUCUUCGGCAAACUGAUCUAAAAUCCUUAAUUGCCUACUCAUCCGUUGGUCACAUAGGAUUAGUUGCAGGAGGGAUCCUGAUUCAAACCCCAUGAGGCUUUACAGGGGCAAUCAUUUUGAUAAUUGCCCACGGGUUAGUAUCGUCCGCACUUUUCUGUCUGGCUAAUACCGCCUACGAGCGAACACAUAGCCGAACUAUAAUUCUUGCCCGAGGACUACAAAUAAUCUUCCCACUAACUGCAGUAUGAUGAUUCAUUGCCAAUCUGGCCAAUUUAGCACUACCUCCACUACCAAACCCUUAUGGGAGAAUUAACCAUUAUUUCCACCUUAUUUAACUGAUCCCCUUGAACUAUCCUCCUAACAGGAAUCGGCACGCUAAUCACAGCAGGCUAUUCUUUAUACCUCUUUUUAAUAACCCAACGAGGCCCAACACCUAUGCACAUUA